AUGCCCGCAAUUAAAAAGCGCAAGGUCGAACGUGAGACGCAUGUGGAUGUGGGGGCCAGCGAUGCUAGCUCUCAAAAUGAUGAGAGCUCCGAGACUCCCGCGGCCCCGAAGUCGUUCAGAGAACUGGGGAUCAUCGAUUCACUAUGUGAGGCCUGCGAUACACUAGGAUACAAGGCGCCGACGCCGAUUCAAUCCGAAUCCAUUCCCCCGGCGCUACAGGGUCGGGAUUUGAUCGGGCUUGCGGAGACAGGAAGUGGAAAGACAGCCGCCUUUGCGCUACCGAUUCUACAGGCACUCAUGGAUAAGCCGCAAUCCCUAUUUGGGCUCGUCCUCGCCCCAACCCGAGAACUUGCAUACCAGACCUCGCUAGCCUUCGAGGCUCUCGGAUCAACAAUCAAUGUGCGAACCGCAGUAAUCGUGGGGGGGAUGGACAUGGUGCCUCAAUCAAUCGCGCUAGGCAAGAAACCUCAUAUUAUCGUCGCAACUCCCGGCCGUCUACUCGACCACCUGGAGAACACCAAAGGAUUCUCGCUGCGCAACCUCAAGUAUCUGGUCAUGGACGAAGCAGACCGACUGCUCGAUAUGGAUUUCGGGCCGAUCCUGGACAAGAUCCUGAAAGUUCUGCCACGGGAACGACGCACCUUCCUGUUCUCGGCAACGCUCAGCUCCAAGGUGGAGUCGCUGCAGCGGGCAUCGCUGUCCAACCCGCAGCGGAUAUCGAUCUCGUCGAACAAGUACCAGACCGUCUCGACGCUGCAGCAGUACUUCCUGCUGCGGCCGCACAAGCACAAGGAUAUCUAUCUAGUGUAUUUGCUGAACGAGUUCGCCGGCCAGUCGGUCAUCAUCUUCACACGCACUGUCCACGAGACCCAGCGCAUGGCCUUUCUGCUGCGUGCGCUCGGAUUUGGCGCCAUCCCGCUACACGGCCAGCUUUCGCAGUCUGCGCGACUGGGUGCGCUCGGCAAGUUCCGUUCGCGUAGCCGCAAUAUCCUUGUCGCGACUGAUGUCGCUGCUCGCGGUCUGGAUAUCCCAUCCGUGGACCUGGUUUUAAACUAUGAUCUCCCGACCGACAGCAAGACGUAUAUUCACCGGGUGGGCCGAACCGCGCGUGCAGGAAAAAGUGGAGUCGCAAUCUCGUUUACCUCGCAGUAUGAUUUCGAGAUCUUGAAACGCGUUGAGGGUGCACUGGGCAAGGAGCUCCCGGAAUACGACGCCCCCAAGGACGAGGCCAUGGUGAUGGCGGAGCGAGUGGGUGAAGCACAGCGCCAGGCCAUCAUGGAGAUGAAGAACUUUGACGAAAAGCGAGGGAGCAGAGGAAAGCAGUUUGGCAGGGGCAAGCACUCUCGUGAGGAGAUGGAUCGCGAGGAGGGCUGA
Messenger RNA from Penicillium alfredii, 1374 nucleotides. It is a transcript of the gene rrp3, whose product is annotated as RNA-dependent ATPase RRP3. Lineage: Eukaryota; Fungi; Ascomycota; Eurotiomycetes; Eurotiales; Aspergillaceae. Gene Ontology annotation, molecular function: nucleic acid binding; ATP binding; RNA helicase activity. The coding region runs from base 1 to 1374 and encodes 457 amino acids. The transcript is spliced from 2 exons. The record is from RefSeq and is a predicted model, not a curated record.